AUGAUGCCUGAUCAAUUCAAAGCGGUCCAACAGAGGCUGGCCGGGCUGGUCCAGAUGGUGGCCCCCGAUCUCCAGGAACUACGUCAAGAGGUUGAGGAGCUCACCAAAGCCCUCGCUGCCGAGGAGGAGGCUAGCGACAUCAACAGAAAAAUGUACAUUACUCAGAGGGCAGCACUGAAUUGGAAGCUCCAACAGCGGACCUCCGAAAUUACCGAUUUGCAUGAGCGGCAGUUGAAGCUCUCCCAGGAGCUGGCCGCCUGCCAGCACAAAAUUGCCUGCUCUUCCACCACACACGCCGAGCAGAUUGCCGCCAUUGAGAAGGACUACGACGAGCAAAUCUCGACCAUCAACUCCCUUCACCAGCGGGAGAUCUCCGACUUGCAGUUGCGCCAUCAGCUGUCGCGCCAUCGGGAUGCCGUGAACGCCAUGCAUAAUGCCGACCUGCUUCAGACGCAACUCGCCUGGGAGAGACUCAAGGUCGGUGACUUGCGGAGGGACUGCGCCAAGUUGGAGGAGGAGUGCGCUCAGUCCAAGGAGGAGCAUGACCAGUCCAGGAGGGAUUGCGAGUCGUGGAAGACGAAGUAUGACGAGUCCAUGAAGUCUAAUGAACAACUCCAGAAGAAAUUCCGCUGGGAGACCGCGACGGUGGAUUCUCUCUGCAAAAACUGCAUCAUGUUGCAGGAGCAGGGCGACGAGUGGAAGAAGAAGCACAACCAGAUGAAGGAGGAACACGGCGAGUUGCAAGACAAGCACCAGAACUUGGAAGAGUCUGACCUCGCACUGAAGAGCCGCUACCAUGCCCAAUCCGCUGAGCUGAACGUGGCCCUCGAGCGCAAUCACAGUCUUGAGGAGGAGGUCCAGCAGAUGAAGGAGCAGUUGAAAGAGGAAGACCGGCGCGCCACUGAGGCAGAAUCGCGAAAGUUAUUCUUCCUUGCGAAACUGCAAAGCUUGCAAAACGACCACGCCGAACAAAAGGAAACGUAUUUGAAGAGGCGUCAGGCGUACAAGGAGCUGCUGGUAUUACACGUGAGAUUGCACGGUGACCAUCAUAAGCAAAGUAAGGUUGUCAAGGGGCUGGAGAAUAUACAAAAGAGGCUUAUUGAGGAACUGGAAGAUAUGAAGGACGACUGCAGAAAACGCCGACAGGAGUGUGAGGAUAUGAUGUUCAGUCAUAAUGUCUUGGCCGCCAGGAACGAUGAGCUGUUGGUUCAAUGCGUUGAGUUUCAGACCAAGUGUGAGAAGCUUGAUGAUGAGGUUACUGGGGCCCAGGGGUUUGAAAUUAUUGGCUCCCCUGUGGAGUCAUAUGAUGAUGAGGAGAGCGAUGAGGAGAGCGAUGAGGAGAGCGAUGAGGAGAACGAUGAGGAGAGCGAGGAGGAGGAGGGUGACGAGGAGAGCGAGGAGGAGGAGGGUGGCGAGGAGAGUGGCGAGGAGGAUAAGGAAGAGGACGACGAUUUUGACGAGGCAGACGAUCAACUGUCUGACCUUGAUGGCCUUGUUGAGGUAGAGGAUCAUGUGUCAGAUGAUGAUUGUGAGUUCCCUGACGAGGACAAAUGA
This is a messenger RNA of Podospora anserina S mat+, 1554 nucleotides long. RefSeq lists its product as uncharacterized. Bases 1 to 1554 code for a protein of 517 amino acids. NCBI's taxonomy places the organism in Eukaryota, Fungi, Ascomycota, Sordariomycetes, Sordariales, Podosporaceae. The record is from RefSeq and is a predicted model, not a curated record. The transcript has a single exon.